AUGAAACCAGGAGGGCCCCCGGGCGCUGCCCAGAUGCCGCGCCCAGAUGGCUUUGGGAAGACAUGGGGCAAGCUGCUAAAUCCCGAAGAUGACCUCUUACCAGGAAAGAUUCGAGACAGCAAUCGUUCAACCCUCCUAGCAACAAUUCAGGAACAUGGUUAUCCCACAAUCAACUUGGGAAUUGUGGGAGACAACCCAGAUGACUUACUCAAUGCCUUGAAUGAGGGUAUCAGUCGUGCUGAUGUCAUCAUCACAUCAGGGGGUGUAUCCAUGGGGGAGAAGGACUAUCUCAAGCAGGUGCUGGACAUUGAUCUUCAUGCACAGAUCCAUUUUGGCAGGGUUUUUAUGAAACCAGGCUUGCCAACAACAUUUGCAACUUUGGACAUUGAUGGUGUAAGAAAAAUUAUUUUUGCACUACCAGGGAAUCCUGUAUCAGCUGUGGUCACCUGCAAUCUCUUCGUUGUGCCUGCACUGAGAAAGAUGCAGGGCAUCUUGGAUCCUCGGCCAACCAUCAUCAAAGCCAGGGUAAUGUUUUCUAAUGACCAGAAACCAAAAUGGAAGCCUGCUAACAAUUAAGAAGAUCUGGAUGGGAAAGGGAAUCUACAAAUUCAACAGGGACCAAAAUUCACCUUACCUGUCCUUUUAUAUCCUAUCAGUCAAUUUCUUCCAUUCCUUACUGCAGUCUUCCAAAUAAUUACCAUUCUCCUCAAGUCCCUCUCCCAUCCAGAUCUCCUGAGGUUUGUGCCAAAUAAGCUUGUGUUUGAAUGAUGGCUUCAACAGUUAAAAGUAUUGUAAUUUUCAGCAUACUUAAUGAUUUCUAUUCUAAUCUGUGUCUCUUAAAUCCCUUUUAUGUCCAACUCUGCUCAAUCAUCUAUUUCCAGUUAAAACCCUUCAUUGCCUCCCACAAUGCCAUGGUCAAAUCCA
Castor canadensis (American beaver) is the source of this 924-nucleotide messenger RNA. Lineage: Eukaryota; Metazoa; Chordata; Mammalia; Rodentia; Castoridae. The record is from RefSeq and is a predicted model, not a curated record.